ACUCCCGUGUCCGCGCGUCUGGCCUGCGGACUGGAACCCGAGGACGUCACCGUGGAGCAGUGUGAUUCCUAUUGGCUGAUCCGGCAGGAUUCCAUCGUGGACGUCACAAAGCGGAAGUUAGACAAUGAGCUUCAGACGAAAACUUCCUCCUCUGGGCAACAUCUGUGAGGAAAUCAAUGUUUCCCCCUUUCCAUUUCUUUUCUCAUUCUGGGGACAAAUUGUUGACUUGCGGGAACUGAAGAGAAAGGAAGUGAAUUCAGGGAGGGUGCAGACUCUGGAAAGGACAGCCUGUGGGAAACUGAUCGCUGGAGUGUCCAGGGUGUCUUUGAGUGAGUCGAGUGGGAUGACAAGUCAGUGAGUCGGCCAGCCGAGAGACGAUGUUGUGACUGAACAAGAUAAGUUCAGAGUGAGAAUAUUAGAAGAGGAGGAUUUCCAGACAGAAAUUUCAAACCAAACAUCAAGGUCUAUCAGUCACUCAAUUCAUCGGGAUCUCAAUAUCAUCGGCCUUUGAAUCUAGAAGGAGAAAUGUUUGUCUGUUCUGUCUGCUUCAAAAGAUUUUAAACAUCAGUGUGACUGGAAAAGCACCAAGACACACACCUGCGAGUGAGAAUGUUCCAGUGCACUGACUGGGGAAAGAGCUUUAACCAGCCUGAAAGAACAUCACACCAUUCACAGUGAGGACAGACAUUAUACAUGUCCUGUGUGAGGACAAGGCUUCAGCUGAUCAUCGGAUCUGGAGAGACACAAGGGCACACGCACCAUGGAGAAACCAUGGAAAUGUGGGGACUGUGGGAAAGGAUUCAGAUCCCCAUCUGAACUGGAAGCUCAUCGACACACUGAUGCUGGGGAGAGACCGUUCAUCUGCUCUGUGUGUGGGAAGGGAUUCACUCAUUCAUCCAACCUGCUGACUCACCAGCGAGUUCACACUGGGGAGAGGCCGUUCACCAGCUCUGUCUGUGGGAAUGGGUUCAGUCAGUUAUCCAGCCUGCAGUCACACCAGCGUAUUCACACUGGGGAUAGGCCAUUUAUCUGUUCUGAAUGUGGGAAGGGAUUCAGUAAUUUAUCCGACCUGCAUAAACACAAGCGAGUCCACACUGGGGAGAGGCCGUUCACCUGCUUUGAAUGUGGGAAGGCAUUUAUUGAUUCAUCCAACCUGCUGCGACACCGAGUUCACACCAGGGAGAGACGGUUCACCUGCUCUGAGUGUGGAAAGGCAUUUAUUGAUUCAUCCACCCUGCUGACACACCAGCAAGUUCACACUGGGGAGACACCAUUCACCUUUUCCGAGUGUGGGAAGGCAUUUAGUAAUUCAUCCAACCUGCAUAAACACCAGCGAGUUCAUACCCGGGAGAGACCAUUCACCUGUUCCGAGUGUGGGAAGGGAUUCAGUCGGUUAUCCAGCCUGCAGAUACACCAGCGAAUUCACACUGGGGAGAGGCCGUUCACCUGUUCUGAGUGUGGGAAAGGAUUCGGUAAUUCAUCUGACCUGCAGAAACACAAAUGUGUUCACACUGGGGAAAGGCCGUUCACCUGCUCUCAAUGUGGGAAAGGAUUCAGUAAUUCAUCUGACCUGCAUAAACACCAGCGAGUUCACAACGGGGAAAGGCUGUUCAUCUGCUCUGAGUGUGGGAAAGGAUUCAGUAAUUCAUCCGACCUGCAUAAACACCAGCAACUUCUCACUGCCAGGAGGCUGUUCACCUGCUCUGAAUAUGGGAAAGGAUUCACUCAGUCACCCCACCUGCUGAGACACCAGUGAGUUCCCACUGGGGAGAGACUGU
Messenger RNA from Carcharodon carcharias (great white shark), 1778 nucleotides. RefSeq names its product gastrula zinc finger protein XlCGF7.1-like. NCBI's taxonomy places the organism in Eukaryota, Metazoa, Chordata, Chondrichthyes, Lamniformes, Lamnidae. Gene Ontology annotation, biological process: positive regulation of reciprocal meiotic recombination. The transcript is spliced from 3 exons. Gene Ontology annotation, cellular component: nucleus. The record is from RefSeq and is a predicted model, not a curated record. Gene Ontology annotation, molecular function: histone H3K4 methyltransferase activity; histone H3K36 methyltransferase activity; recombination hotspot binding. The coding region runs from base 761 to 1756 and encodes 331 amino acids.